Messenger RNA from Pseudophryne corroboree (corroboree frog), 1333 nucleotides. RefSeq lists its product as uncharacterized. Lineage: Eukaryota; Metazoa; Chordata; Amphibia; Anura; Myobatrachidae. The record is from RefSeq and is a predicted model, not a curated record. The coding region runs from base 137 to 1333 and encodes 398 amino acids. The transcript is spliced from 4 exons.
AAAUUGUUCUGCUUAUAAAUUUAUUGUGUGCCACAUGAAGUACAUUUUGAUAUUCAACUCAAAAUCAAAAAUAUAGAAGCUCUUAAGCUUAAUUUUGUUGUGGCAACCAAACCAAAUAGAUGCUUACAGUACAUUAAUGGUUUUCACUGGGUCCUUUAAAAACAAACAGGGUAAUAAUGUUGGUGUCACUUUUUCCACAGUCACACAGACCAGCCGCCCAGACAGGCCUCAGACCAGUCAUGAUGAUGCCGGUAUGGCAGGUUCUGCUUCUGGAAGCCGACCUCGUGUAAGGCGGCCAUCACAGGUCUCGGGCCACUUACCCAGGAGGCCAACUAAGAACCGGCGUCUUGGCUCUGAUUCAGCACCUCCAUCAUCCCCACCCAGGCGAAGGAUAUCGGCAGUGUCACCCCAGCCACCACUGGCACUACUGGCGAGUUCGCAGAGUGAUGAGCCCAGAUCACCUCAGUUAUCUGAGCACAACUUGAUGUCCGCCGACGACCAGCAGGGACCAGAACAACAGCCAUCAUUCACACUGCAACUUACAGCUGUUGAUCCAAGCAUUCCAAUCCAGUUGCAGAAUAUACCCCAACCAUCCAGCAGUCCCCAACUGGCACAAGCUCCGCCCCCAAGCCAAAUUCCUGAUGAUUUUUUUGCAAGUUGGACAAGCCAACAGGCCCAAAGCAAGGCAACCCUCACACAACAUACACAACACCUUGCCAGUCUGCCCCAUCAUCUACCGCGUCUUAGUCGCAACUCGGGCAGACUAAUAGUACAAGUAGGGAGAAUGGCUACCUCAAUGGAGCAAAUUAGGGCGGAAAACAGGCACAUGAAUGGCAAUUUAUCACGCAUUAUAGAUGAACAACAGCGACAUCAGCAGGCACUCGUGCAGAUAAUACAACACAAUCAAGUGGUGAAUGAGGCCUUAUCCAGGAUAGUAGCCAGCCACACUGCUACAAACACUCAGCUGAUUGCCAGUUUAAAUAAUCUGAGCAGCAAUAUUGCUAUUAUGGGUGCUCAGCAAGUUACCUCCAGCUCGGGGACCACAACCCCUGUUCAAACGCCAGUAACCUCCCCUGUACGGCGUUCUGCAAGAGCACGUGCCAGUGAGCCAGCACCCAGCACACACAAGAGAAAAAAAAUAAAGGAAACUUUUUGCAUAAGCAAGACAGUAAAAUAUGGCUCAUAUGACAAGUCUGGUGGGUUUGGAAUGGAUGGUGAGUGCUUAAUGCAGUACAGUAAAGAUAUCAGAGCUGUGUGCAGUAGUCAGAUAAGUCAUCUCUGUGACCAGACCUGCAGUUGUAGAGAUUCCAACUUUGAUGAUGAAGAGAUGUGA